AUGAACACCGAAUUCCAGACCUCCCUCUCCAACCUCGAAAACAAGCUCAAUGCCCUCAUCACCAGUCUCACGACCUCCCCCACAGCAGCCGGCGCCCCGGCAGCAGCAGUCGGCCUCCUAGAUGCAGACGACUCGCUCACCUCCGCGAUCGCAACCCUCCGCCAACACCAGGACAACUACGCCCGGAUCCUGCGCCUCCGCGCGGAAGCGGCCUCGCUGGAAGAAAAAGUCAAAGGCAUUGUGAAAACAGUCGUGAACUACGAGAAGGAAAUCCGCACAGUCUGCAACUCCGACGAGAUCGACAGCGACUCCGACUUCGACUCCGACAGCUCCGCCUACGACAGCGAUGCCGAGAUGCAAGAUGCGACUGAUAAGCCGCGGAAGCUACGACGUAUCAACGAAGUGGAUUAUAAGCUCUUGCUUGAUUUCGCGCGCCGCAUAAGCAAGUAUAACCACCAGGCGGCUGCGGAUGCGGAGGCCGGGGCGAAAGCGCGGGUCCAGCAGGGGGACCAUGAUACGGAGAUGACGGGGACGGGGACGAACGGGCUGGAGGAUGGGGAAGCGGCGCCGGUGUCGAGUGUUACGAAGGAUGCGACGUCCUGGCUGGACGAGUCGGCCAAUAUGACGCGCCAGGUGUAUAUGUUGCCUUAUCCGAUGGAGGAUCGCAUUCGGCUGGGGCUGAUGGGGCAAAUUCAGCUGGCUGCCGGUGAGGGACGGCCCGGGUUUGAUCCUGAUCAGGAGGUCGAGCGGUUGAUUCGCGAGGCGGAGGGAUUUGGGGCUGCGGAUGCGCCGCCGGUUGCGAACGUGGGCGAUGAGCAGAGUCGCGUGGGCGAGGCUGCGAGGGCGGCUGCGAAGGCUGGGUCUGCUGCCGCCGCCGGCAGUGGUGGAGUGUCGGCUGCUGCGCCGAAGCCGAAGCCGAAGGCUACCCUUGAUUUGGAUCUGGAUGACGAUGACGAUGAGGAUGAUUUCUGA
This is a messenger RNA of Aspergillus nomiae NRRL 13137, 972 nucleotides long. RefSeq lists its product as uncharacterized. The transcript has a single exon. Bases 1 to 972 code for a protein of 323 amino acids. Gene Ontology annotation, biological process: regulation of transcription by RNA polymerase II. Gene Ontology annotation, cellular component: mediator complex; core mediator complex. The record is from RefSeq and is a predicted model, not a curated record. NCBI's taxonomy places the organism in Eukaryota, Fungi, Ascomycota, Eurotiomycetes, Eurotiales, Aspergillaceae. Gene Ontology annotation, molecular function: transcription coregulator activity.